Vigna unguiculata (cowpea) is the source of this 1365-nucleotide messenger RNA. RefSeq lists its product as uncharacterized. The record is from RefSeq and is a predicted model, not a curated record. Lineage: Eukaryota; Viridiplantae; Streptophyta; Magnoliopsida; Fabales; Fabaceae.
GCGGAUGUAAACUUCGGCAAAAUGAGAAUAUAAAAGGCGGAGUUUUGUCACAAAAUUUUGGCUCCGUUCUUCUACCCUGCCGGUGUGGGGCGUGUCAAAUUAUGAAAGACAGAAUGGAGGAAAAACAAAACACAGACAACGACGGAACAUCGGAGGGAACCGCCGACUCCGACACCCUCUCCAUGCUUCGCCCUGCGCUUUCCCUACUCAAGCGUCGCAGCUUCAACGCCUGUCGCGAUUUCACUCGAAAGAUCGCCAGAUCCGACCCCAACGUCUCUCUGCAAAUCGACCAAAUCCUUGCGGUUGCCGACGUUCUCGCCGCCGCUGAGCGCCGCCACGACCCGCUCGACUGGUACUCCAUCCUGCGCCUCAGUCCUGGCGACGCAGCCGCGGACCGCGAUUUCGUACGACAACAGUUCAAAAUCCUAGUUCGUCUCCUGGACCCUAACAAGAACAAGUUUCCCUUCGCCGACGAGGCCCUCAUGCGCGUGCGCGAAGCCUGGUGUGUUCUCUCUGACCCCACACUCAAGGCAAGUUUUGACAGAAAGGUUCAAGACGAGACUUCUUCGUUUUGGACAAUGUGCCCCUACUGCUGGUACCUCCACGAGUACCAGAGGUGCUACGAGGAUUGCACGCUGAGGUGUGCCAAUUGCCAGAAGACGUUUCACGGCGCCGCGGUGAAGCCCCCUCCGCCGGAGUCGGUGGUAGCAGGAAAGGAGGAGUACUACUGUUACCACGUGAGUUUGCCGCUCAGGUAUCCCGUUGGUGAUCGGCGUGGUUUUGGUGAUGAGGAAAAUGGGAUGCGGAAGAGGUUAAGGGUUAAAACAGUGGCUAAUAGGACUAGAACUAAAGGGUUUGUUCAUGCCCUUGCUGACUCCGAUUCAGAUUCAGACGGGGAGGAGAAUGAGGGAAGAUAGUGUGUGGUUUUUAGCCACAAAUUUUGGGAAAUCCUCAAAAGGGAAAUCUUGGUUGGGUUGGUAGUGGUUGGUGUUUAGUGUAUGUAUGGUUGUUGUCACAGAUUUUGGAAAAACCUGAAAGGGGAAUCUUUUUGUAGGACGUCCAUCAUGUAGUCUUGGUUUUGUAGGAAAAGGGGCAUCAUCAUGCAUUGCUUCUAUCUUGCUGUCUUGAAAUGCUGCUUCUGCCAGAUACAUGAUGAAUUCUUCAUUUUGGGUGUAACAGUUUGUCUGUGAAAGAAAAUCUUCUUAGUAUUUAGAAAGAGAUAUCUUGGUGUUACUAAUAGCUGGCUAGAAAGGAGUAUGAUUCUCUUGCUGAAGAAAAGAUAAUUUUGAUAGUUUUAGCAUAGGUUGUAUACUAUCCAAAAAGCAUAGUUUAAGAGAGAAUUCGAAGGUACUUUUGUUUCAUAAA